Messenger RNA from Dendrobium catenatum, 995 nucleotides. RefSeq lists its product as uncharacterized. NCBI's taxonomy places the organism in Eukaryota, Viridiplantae, Streptophyta, Magnoliopsida, Asparagales, Orchidaceae. The record is from RefSeq and is a predicted model, not a curated record. The coding region runs from base 113 to 625 and encodes 170 amino acids. Gene Ontology annotation, cellular component: endoplasmic reticulum membrane. The transcript is spliced from 6 exons. Gene Ontology annotation, biological process: vesicle-mediated transport; endoplasmic reticulum organization.
GUUUUAGGCCGUUUGGCUGGAUUUCGCUCAAAACCGCCUCAAAUCCGGCAUAAAUCCUGCUACAAAACAGCCCCGAUGAGUGACGGUCGAGGGUAGGAAAGGUGGAUCACAGAUGCAGCAGAGGAAACCCGUCGCUGGUCGGCCAUCUGGAACCGAUGGCUUCGAUUACUCUUACCGCAUGGUUGUCGAUUCCAGAUAUACUAAGGUUGCCAAGGGCAAGUCACGCCUUAAAUCCAUACUAACAACGCAGGGUGUACUCCAAGUUAUCGGUUCUUUAUUAGUUGUACUUGCAUCACGAGAUAAGGGAUUUGACAACCUUGUAGUUGUAUCUGUUUCUAUUGGGUUCAUUUCUCUUUUGAUCGGAGAAUUAGGUCGUAGGCGCAGUCAAGUUAAUUUAUUGAGACUCUUUCUCAGUUUUUCUGCUGUUGGGAUUGUGGUUGCUACAGCACAUGUAGUCUGGAAUGAUUUAUUUUUUAAGCUUUUCAAAACUCAAGAUUUCUCAUCCAUAACAAACUACGAGUUGGGCGAGACCGUUUACAUCUUGCUUGGUGUUUUGCUGCAUGUUUUAGCUAUCAUCACUGCUGUUGCUCUUCUGCAGAACAUGUCUCCUAAGAGAACUACCUGAUUUUGUUUUCUAAUAAGCAUCUUCUUUACUUGGCCGCAAGGUUGCGAUUAAUUAUUCUUUGUGGAUGUCGAACGCCGUCUAUAGACUAAUCAGAAUAUGUCAUGUCACAUAUGUGCUCGGUAUUGUUGAUAUGGUGCAUUCUGGUUGAUUUCCGAACGACGUUUUGCGCUCUGUCUCCGUCUCCGCACAGAAUAAUUUCUCCAAAGUUGCAUCAUAUUGUUAUAUUUAACCAUUUUUCUUUUUAUUUCCUUGCCUUUUCUAAGUAUGAAAAAACACAACUGGAAGCGAGUUUAGUUAUAAACUGUUUGUCAAUGAUUAAUAGCGUUGUGAACUUUUCAUUUUAUCUUGAAAUUCUGCUUUUGUUGUUUUA